Parnassius apollo (apollo) is the source of this 525-nucleotide messenger RNA. NCBI's taxonomy places the organism in Eukaryota, Metazoa, Arthropoda, Insecta, Lepidoptera, Papilionidae. The record is from the annotation of a GenBank genome assembly.
AUGCAUCGUCUUUUUACUGAGCUGGAGCCAUCUAUUACCGUCACCGAGCAAAACCUGGCACACCGAGUUCGGUAUAUCUUACGCUCAAAUAUAUUUGAUGGCGCCGAACUCGAACGGCUACGACGUGAGGCUGUUCCCUCAUCAAAUGAAAAUGCUACGACUGAGGAUGCGGUGCCACAAGUUGCAGAACAACCCGCACACAUGAAUGCUGCCGUGAAUAAUCCAGUGGUUGCUGAUUCAAAUGAUGAUGGAACUAGAAAUAGAGCAAAUGAGGAGUACAUUGGAAGAGGCGAUUGUGGAAACGAGCAGUACGGCUCUCGAAAAUCGACCGCGACUUACCCGCAUAGCCCUAAGCAAGUGGAAUCGGGCUGUCGUGAGGGCUUUGAACCCAAUGCUUGUGACCUAUUUGGAAGCCAGCCUGGACCUUUGCGAGACGGACUCAAUUCUUUUUCGCGUCACGCUGGCAAUCUUUCGUACUAUAGGCGCCAAAGUUUUCACGGCUGGACGCGCUACUGGCCAAAGUAG